Molecule: messenger RNA, 1557 nt
Organism: Coniosporium apollinis CBS 100218
Lineage: Eukaryota; Fungi; Ascomycota; Dothideomycetes
Exons: 2
Coding region: 1-1557 (518 amino acids)
Molecular function (GO): cholinesterase activity
Source: RefSeq, a predicted model, not a curated record
AUGUUGCGUCGUACUUCUUCCUUUCUGGCCUGCAUUUACCUGCUUAGCACUACUUUUCAAGUAGUAGCUGCGAAGCCCAAGGUCACAAUUGCAUCUGGGCCAAUUGCUGGUACGAGUACUAAACUCGCUUCCUCUACGGCAACAGUCGAUCAGUACCUUGGUAUUCCGUUUGCCAAAUCCCCUCCAGAGCGGUUCGCUCCUCCCGAGGAUCCUACGGCGUGGAAGAAAGAGCUGAAUGCUUCAGCCAUAAAGCCAGCAUGUAUCCAGCAGUUCAACUACCCCGAGUCGACCCGGGAGUUCACCACGAGGCUUUACAACAACCCUCCCGUGCCGGAAAGCGAGGAUUGUCUCUAUCUCAAUGUCUAUGCCCCAUCAUCAAAGCCGCCCCCGGGUGGCAGAGCUGUCCUUUUUUGGAUCUACGGAGGCAAUCUCGUGUUCGGAUCUGGCGGUCUACCAGCCUAUGAUGGGACUAGCUUUGCCGCAAACCAGGAUGUCAUCGUGGUGACGCACAAUUAUCGUACCAACGUCUUUGGGUUCCCUAACUCAGCGGAGCUUCCAGCGGGAUCUCAGAACCCGGGAUUCUUAGAUCAGCGUAAGGCUCUUGCAUGGGUACAGCAGAACAUCGCGGCCUUCGGCGGCGACCCGUCGAAAGUAACGAUAUUUGGAGAGAGUGCUGGCGGCUACUCAGUAAAGCAGCUGGUCUCCGUUCCCCCUAAGCCGCUCCCCUUCCGAGCAGCUAUCAUGCAGAGUCAGGCCGCUGCUCUUGAAGGCGGCUCAACCGGCUGGGAAGCCCUCUCGACCGCUCUAGGCUGCCAAACGGCGCCAUCCGAGAUUGAGUGCGUCCGCACGGCAUCCGCUAUUGACAUCAAAUCGAUCAUUGAGAGGAAUGCGCUCGACUUCCCGCCUGUUAUCGACGGCGUUACUCAGACCAGCAACGUUGCCGCUGCCAUUACCUUCGACACUGCUGCACAGGUCCCGCUCCUCAUCGGUACCAACUCAGAGGAAGGUCGUGUCUUUGCCGUUGGCAUCCAGAAUGUGGACGACCAACUCUCGGCCCUCUUACCGGGGCAGCCGCUCCUGCAGGCAGCCAUCAAGGCAGCAUAUCCGCCCGCUGUCUAUCAGACCCCUUACCGCAUUGCCGCAGCCAUCAUCACAGAUCUGGUUUUUCAGUGCCCGGCGGCUGCCCUGGCCAACCUAGCAGCCAGCACCGGGUACGACGUCUGGCGGUACUGGUUCGACGCCUCCUUCCCGAACACACAGUACUUCCCAGACGCAGGCGUCUAUCACGGUUCCGAGAUCACUCAGGUCUUCGGCACCUACCCGCGUGAGGGCGCAACAGAGCAGCAGGUGGAGCUGAGCAAGUACAUGCAAACAGCGUGGGCGAACUUCGCGAAGGAUCCGGCGAAGGGGCCCGGAUGGCCGAAGCUGCGCAGUCAGGUACUCGACCUGCAGGAUUUGGGUGGGAAGGGGUCGAACGGGGGUUUCAAUAUCGCGGAGGAGGCCGUGGAUUACAGGUGUCCGAUUUAUGCGCCCAUAAUUGCUGUCAGGGGCCUUUGA